This is a messenger RNA of Aspergillus melleus, 432 nucleotides long. RefSeq lists its product as uncharacterized. Lineage: Eukaryota; Fungi; Ascomycota; Eurotiomycetes; Eurotiales; Aspergillaceae. The record is from RefSeq and is a predicted model, not a curated record. The coding region runs from base 1 to 432 and encodes 143 amino acids. The transcript has a single exon.
AUGUAUAGUACAAGAAGUCGUUCAGACGCGACCCCAUCCACGAGACGAGACGAUAUCCUCCAUAUCUCGACACCUCAGAGUAUAUCAAGCAAGACAAAGAAAAUACAAAAUCGCUUCAUGCAAAUAAAAGAAACAAAACAGACGGACAUAGAAGGUGAUAUACCGUUCUCAUCCCAAACGGCCCAAACCCCUCCAGCCAGAAAUCAACCCGAUCUCUCAAUCAAGCCUACGAAGCAGAGUCUCUCGAAGAGAAAUUCUCAGGGCUUUGACAAUCGCUUAUUCGAUCAAACCAAGCAGGCCGACAACAAACAGUUCAUUGCUUCCGAGUCUCCUUCCACACCUGACGCGCCUGCGUCUCGAUGUAGUAACCCGGAUCGGGCUUCCGCUCCAAAUGCACCUCCUCCUUCGAUAACCGUCUAUCGACCUCCUUGA